Molecule: messenger RNA, 2045 nt
Organism: Limulus polyphemus (Atlantic horseshoe crab)
Lineage: Eukaryota; Metazoa; Arthropoda; Merostomata; Xiphosura; Limulidae
Exons: 2
Coding region: 326-979 (217 amino acids)
Source: RefSeq, a predicted model, not a curated record
GAACUAGUAAGUGUAUUGUAUGUGUAUAUCGUACUGAGCUUCUAAGCUGGUAGUUGAAUGUCUUGAAUACAUAUUUGCCUAAGGAUUAAGAAACGUUAGGCAAGAAUUAUGAAUAGGAAAUGAACAUUCUCAAGCACUGUCUACUUAAUCAUCAAUUUGUUCACAAGUAUUAAAAAUGCGCUAAACCUUAAGACUAAACGAUAUCAUUCAAAUAUUCUUCUGCUGUGGUUUACAGUGCUAUGACUUUUCCAACCACUCCCAAGUAGCUGACAACACUACUCCUGUUAUUUCUACUAGAACCUGAUAAGCUAAGACCAGUUUCAAGAUGAUCUCUGCCAUGCCAGCUGUUGCUGUUCGUCGGGAGAGGAAGAAAGGUAAGGCUAUGAGCUCUCAUAGCAGUGUUGCUUCUUUGCCCCGGGGACGUGGGUUCGCCAAACGUUCACGUACGCAAAGUAUCAGCACUGUAUCCAGUUUGGCAGGAAAUCAUUUCGAUAUGAAGUACCGAAAGUCCCGAGGUAGCGUGUGUGAAAAUAACCAGCAAAAACUGAGAUUACUUAUCUACAUAGGAACCGUAUUGUUAGUAGCUGGGUUGAUCCUAGUUUUCAUGGGAGUUGGCGCUGGAGUAAGCACGGUUCAAACAAUAGGCCUGAUAUUCAUCGGAAUGGGUGCCCUGCUUUGUUUUGUGAAGGUAUUUGUCUCUGAUCAACAGGGAACUCAUAUUAAACGACCUAAUCUGGCGAGCGCUUCAAAAGACUCCCUUUGCGCCAUGGCUGUGUCCGUCACCAUUCCUACACCUCCUGGUGACCAAUCAGCAGAAUGUGAAUCACUCCCGGUACAGAGGCCACCUCUGUCGCCAGAAGAGGAAAGUUGUGCCACCACUCGGAGCAACCAGAGCAGCAGCUUGACUCCGACAAGCCUCAACAGCAUUCCUGAAACCCAGGUUUUAAUUGUGAACGAAGAAAAGAAAAACAAGUUUUGAAAUCCUACAAUGAAACAUUUAAGAUAUAAUUUUUAAUUCAAGUUAACGUUGAGAAAUGGAACGUUUCGGAGUGUCGUUCAAGUUACUUGUCAGUGAACUAACUGUAGGCACCUGUUAGAUCUCGAUACAUUCUAAAGUCCAGAAUUGAAGCCUUUUAAAAUGUGAUACUAUCUGAUGGUACUAAAUCAUUUUUGUCAAUAAAAGAGUAAGAAUAAUAAAUAUGAUUCAGGCUUGUGGUAAUCACCGAUGUCCGAUGUUAUAAUUAGCUGAUAAAUGAAAGACAGCGAUACUCUAUGCAUGUUGUAUUUCUACAAGGCACAAAAGCACUAUUUUGUCAAGAGUUUCUUGAGGUUUGCAUGAAUUACUAUUUUAAUUUUUGCAAUCUAUCUUUCUCAAUGAGGAAGUGAAAUACUGCUUGAAGUUUAAGUAAUGUGUUAAUUUUCAGUUUCUGCUCAUUUAAUAUAAUCAAUGCACAUGCUAUCUAAGUGUCCUUUGGAUUUAAGUUUUGUGCUCCGCGAAUUUUAUCGCCUUUUCUGACAAAUGUAACCUUCUCAGUCUAGGGUAAUAACCCAUUGUUGUUACUUGAUCUUUAUAAUUUCAAAAUAUGUUUAUCAAGUAAGCGUUUGAGAAUUAAUUGUAUCGUGUGACUUUCAUGUCAGUGUUUUCUUUAGAAAUGUAUAUCUGUAUAGAUACUCCACAAAGAGUGCUAAUUUUGAAAACACCAUUUUUGCUUCAAAAAUGAUUUUUUAAAUUAAUCAACAUGCACUUUUCGAUAGCUUUAAUAAAAAUCGAACUUACUUCGCACAUUAUCACCAAACAGUUAAUUAUUCUUGAUGUAUCCACGGUAUUUGUAUAAUAAAAUAUGCAUAUAAUGUCUUUUAAUUACCGAAUUCAACUUAAACGUUUCUUUCUUUCCUUGCUGAUACCACGGAUAGAGAUUGCUACUUUGUAUACAACGUUUCUAUACUACACUUAAGAUAAUCAAAUCCCUUUUAAAAUUAAACUAAAAACCACACACGUUGAAAGAAGAUACUUAUUAGAUGAGUUCAGCUCUCCUUUCAAAUAA